AUGGAGGGCUGCAUUUUGCUUCAUCCUUUUGUUCCUGGUGCAAUGUCUGAUUCGAGAGUCUUACAAACCCCUGCUGUGAUUUUUGACAAUGGAUCCGGGUCGUGUAAAGCUGGUAUCUCAGGAGAGCCUAUGCCAAGGUCAGUUGUCGCUUCAGUGAUUGGUCAUCCUAAAGCAAAAGUGGCUGGAGCUGGCCAGGACUACUGCAUUGGAGAAGGAGCCUUAUCCAAACGGGCUGGCUUAUUGUUGAAGUAUCCCAUUGAACGUGGCAUAGUGACCUCUUGGGAUGACAUGGAGAAGCUCUGGAGAUACAUCUAUAAGCAGGAGCUUGGGAUCAAUGCCAGCGAAAGGCCAGUUGUAAUGACGGAGCCGCCGAUGAACCCGCUUCAGAAUCGAGAGAAAAUGACCGAAUUGUUGUUUGAGCGUUUUAAGGUGCCGGCUCUGUAUCUGUCCGUCCAGGCUACGCUGGCACUGUACGCGUCAGCCCGUACUACUGGGUUGGUAAUGGACAGCGGGGAUGGAGUUACCCACACAGUCCCCAUCUAUGAAGGGCACUGCUUACCCCACGCUGCUUCCAGGCUGAAUGUCGCGGGCAGGGAUAUCACCGAAUACCUUGUGCGGGUCCUGUCGGCAGGUGGCCAGUUCUUCCUGAGCAGGGGCAAGAGAAAUGUUGCAAAGGACAUCAAGGAGAAGUUUUGCUAUGUAGCUUUGGACUGGAGUCAAGAAAUGAAGAGAAGGCCAGAGGAGGUCCUUCGAGAUUAUAAACUCCCAGAUGGAAAUACUGUCAGAAUUGGUCUUCAUCUUUGCAGAGCACCAGAAAUCCUUUUCAUGCCCAUCACCCUUGGCAUUGAUACACCGGGGAUUCACACCAUGAUUUCCAACAGCGUUAAGAAGUGUGAUCGGGAUAUUUGCCGCCAUCUCUAUGGGAAUGUGGUGCUGACCGGGGGCUCGUCCCUUCUCCAGGGACUAGAUGAGAGGGUCUUUAAAGAGAUAGAGCAGCAAGCCCCUAAAGGAGUUCCUGUUAGGAUUGUAGCAACUCCUCACAGGAGAUGCUCUGCGUGGAUGGGUGCCUCCAUUAUCAGUUAUCUGGCCUCCUUCGUGUCAAUGUGGGUCACUGCCGGGGAAUACGGGGAAUUUGGACCCCCUGUGGUCCACAGAAAGUGCUUUUAA
Molecule: messenger RNA, 1167 nt
Organism: Alligator sinensis (Chinese alligator)
Lineage: Eukaryota; Metazoa; Chordata; Crocodylia; Alligatoridae
Product: actin-related protein T2-like
Exons: 2
Coding region: 1-1167 (388 amino acids)
Source: RefSeq, a predicted model, not a curated record